CAUUAAUAGCCGACUAUACCUGUGACGUUUAGGGCCGCUGCUCGCCUGUGUCAUUGGUAAAUGACCGAAGAUGUCUCAUAGCAGGCUGUUUGCACGAUUGCUCUGGCAGCAAAAUGGAGUGAGACAUUGUUAUACUGCAUCUAGGAAAAAUCUCUACAUCAACAAGGACACAAAGGUCAUUUGCCAGGGCUUUACUGGGAAGCAGGGAACCUUUCACAGUCAGCAGGCUCUGGAAUAUGGCUCACAACUAGUUGGAGGAGUUUCCCCUGGAAAAGGGGGUAAAGCCCACUUAGGUCUGCCAGUCUUCAACUCUGUGAAAGAGGCCAAGGAUGGAACUGGGGCUGAUGCCACAGUUAUCUAUGUGCCUCCUCCCUUUGCUGGUGCUGCUAUCAUAGAGGCCAUUGAUGCUGAAAUUCCACUGGCCGUGUGUAUUACAGAAGGCAUCCCCCAGCAGGACAUGGUACGAGUUAAACACAAGUUGAUCCGCCAAAACAAAACCCGUCUCAUUGGCCCAAACUGUCCAGGAGUCAUCAAUCCAGGUGAAUGUAAGAUUGGAAUUAUGCCUGGUCAUAUUCAUAAGAAGGGAAGAAUUGGAAUUGUCUCUAGGUCAGGGACCCUCACAUAUGAAGCAGUCCAUCAGACCACACAGGUUGGGUUGGGACAGUCUCUUUGUGUUGGAAUUGGUGGAGAUCCUUUCAAUGGAACAAACUUCAUUGACUGCCUCGAAGUUUUCCUGAAGGACCCAAAAACAGAGGGAAUUAUCCUGAUUGGAGAGAUUGGAGGAAAUGCAGAGGAAGAUGCUGCAGAAUAUCUAAAACAACAUAAUUCUGGUCCUGAUGCCAAACCUGUUGUGUCAUUCAUUGCUGGCCUGACCGCUCCACCAGGCAGGCGAAUGGGCCAUGCUGGGGCCAUUAUUGCUGGAGGAAAAGGAGGUGCGAAGGAGAAGAUCGCUGCCCUGCAGCAGGCUGGAGUGGUAGUCAGUAUGUCCCCUGCACAGUUAGGCAGCACCAUGUUCAAGGAAUUUGAGAAGAGGAAGAUGUUAUAAAUGUAAGAAAACACAAAUGCAGCAAUCUGUCUCUGUAUCCAUUGUGAAGAGACUCAGAUUUUCCUAUAAUCAACUCCAAUGCAUAUACUUACAGAUUAUAUUUUAUUUCAGUCUGUACACAUAAAUGUACAACAGAAGAAAAAAUAAAUUUGUCAUUGAACAUUU
Molecule: messenger RNA, 1210 nt
Organism: Lepisosteus oculatus (spotted gar)
Lineage: Eukaryota; Metazoa; Chordata; Actinopteri; Semionotiformes; Lepisosteidae
Gene: suclg1
Product: succinate-CoA ligase GDP/ADP-forming subunit alph
Biological process (GO): tricarboxylic acid cycle
Cellular component (GO): succinate-CoA ligase complex (ADP-forming); mitochondrion
Molecular function (GO): succinate-CoA ligase (ADP-forming) activity; succinate-CoA ligase (GDP-forming) activity
Source: RefSeq, a predicted model, not a curated record